This is a messenger RNA of Grosmannia clavigera kw1407, 384 nucleotides long. RefSeq lists its product as uncharacterized. The coding region runs from base 1 to 384 and encodes 127 amino acids. The transcript has a single exon. NCBI's taxonomy places the organism in Eukaryota, Fungi, Ascomycota, Sordariomycetes, Ophiostomatales, Ophiostomataceae. The record is from RefSeq and is a predicted model, not a curated record.
AUGUCUCUCCUCACCGGCCCGUCCGCACUGCUGACGACGACAUCGUCGCGUCCCGAGGCCUCUGUGGCAGUCGUGGCUGCAGCUGUGACGGCCAUUGCAACGCUUGCCAUCCACCGGCCAGGUGCUGCCGUGCUGCGCCGCACCAUGCUGCAGCCGUGGCUGCUGGUCGGUGGCCUGGGCGGCUGUCUGGCUCAGGCGGCCUGGCUGGUCUGGGCAUCCGAUACGGCCCGCCGGCUGCGUCGCAAGGUGCUGUUCGAGUUUGCCGCCACCGUGUUGGGGCCAGGCGGAAACGGCCUGAUCCUGCUGAUCCUCUGGCCGGGCUGGCUGGUGCUGGCCAUGGGAUUCUUUGCCGCGACGCUGUGUGCCGGCUGGUGGACGCGGUAG